AUGAUGAAAGAAGUGCAUAGUGGGGUUUGUGGGCCACACAUGAAUGGGCAUCUACUGGCUAAGAAGAUCAUGAGAACAGGAUAUUUUUGGCUUACCAUGGAGCAUGACUGUGUAGAUUUUGUUAGAAAGUGUGUUAAGUGUCAAAUGCAUGGUGAUGUUAUACGUGCUCCUCCUACAGAAUUGCAUAGUAUGACUGCUCCAUGGCCAUGUUCGAUCUGGGGAAUGGAUGUGAUCGGAACUAUUGAUCCUCCUGCUUCAAAUGGGCAUCGAUUCAUUUUAGUGGCAUUGAAUAUUUCACCAAGUGGGUUGAGGCCGCGUCCUAUAAGCAUAGACGUGAUCACUGAUAAUGCCAAAAACCUCAACAAUGAUAUGGUGGAUGGAUUAUGUGAACAGUUCAAGAUCAGACAUCGAAAUUCUGCUAUUUAUAGGCCUCAGAUGAAUGGAGCCGUUGAAGCCGCAAAUAAAAAUUUGAAAAAGAUUAUCGUAAGAUGA
Coffea arabica (coffee) is the source of this 492-nucleotide messenger RNA. The record is from RefSeq and is a predicted model, not a curated record. Lineage: Eukaryota; Viridiplantae; Streptophyta; Magnoliopsida; Gentianales; Rubiaceae.